This is a messenger RNA of Alnus glutinosa, 1001 nucleotides long. RefSeq lists its product as uncharacterized. NCBI's taxonomy places the organism in Eukaryota, Viridiplantae, Streptophyta, Magnoliopsida, Fagales, Betulaceae. Bases 142 to 840 code for a protein of 232 amino acids. The record is from RefSeq and is a predicted model, not a curated record. The transcript has 2 exons.
AACCAAAUCCACUAUGGAACAUUCUAGCUCACAUUCUUGUCCACAAUAUUAAUGUCUUAUGAAUCUUGAUUAAAUACUCAAGCAAUUUAUCAUCUAUUUUACCCUAGGUGCUGGAGAGAGAGAGAGAGAGAGAGAGAGAGAAUGGUUUGGAAGGAGGAAUACUUGGAUGUAGUCUUGGUCCCAAGUGGGUUAUUGAUCAUGCUGGCCUACCAUCUCUUCCUUCUCUACAGAUGCCGAAAAUUUCCUGAGACAACAGUCAUUGGCUAUGAGAACCACUACAGAAAAGCUUGGAUUGAGAGAAUCUUGCAGGUUGAAGUAAAGGAAAGAAGCCCUUGUCUAACAGUGAUAUCCAGCACCAUAUCAGCGGCAACUUUCUUUGCCUCAACCUCUCUGGCUUUAAGCUCUCUAAUUGGAGCCUGGGUGGGGAGCACUUCAAAUAACGUGAUUGAGAGUAGUCUCAUAUAUGGGAACAAAAGUCCGUCCAUCAUUUCCGUCAAAUAUAUCAGCCUUCUCUUCUUCUUCUUAGUUGCUUAUGCUUCUUUUCUCCAAUGUAUAAGGAGCUUAGUCCAUGCCAAUUUCCUAAUCAGUAUGCCAUACAGCGAUAUCCCGGCGAAGUAUGCGCAGAAGGCAAUGAUAAGGGGUGGUGCUUUCUGGUCCGUCGGUUUACGAGCAAUCUACUUUGCCGCCACAUUGCUGCUGUGGAUAUUUGGUCCAAUACCCAUGUUUGUUUCUUCAGUGACUAUGGUGGUGAUCUUGAACAUGCUUGAUACAAAUUCGACUCCGUUGCAUCAGUUCCAACCGGCCAAGAGCCCUAAUAUGCUAACUAAGAUUGUGUCAUGAUUCUAAGUGUCCCACAUAGGUCAAGUACAAUGUAAUAAAAUCUUGUGCAUUCUCUUUUUGUAUUAUUUGGUAUUGGUUCUACCACAUCGAGUAUGGAAUCGGACACAGCUCAUCGAGUAUGCAAUCUAAAAUGUUGUGGCUUUGUGGCAACCCUUUCGAUU